This is a messenger RNA of Nematolebias whitei (Rio pearlfish), 3864 nucleotides long. RefSeq names its product E3 ubiquitin-protein ligase HECW1. Gene Ontology annotation, biological process: regulation of dendrite morphogenesis. The coding region runs from base 170 to 3838 and encodes 1222 amino acids. The record is from RefSeq and is a predicted model, not a curated record. Lineage: Eukaryota; Metazoa; Chordata; Actinopteri; Cyprinodontiformes; Rivulidae. Gene Ontology annotation, molecular function: protein binding; ubiquitin-protein transferase activity. The transcript is spliced from 22 exons.
GCUUUCUGUGCCAGUUCAAAGACUGCUGGAAAAACAUGCCAUCGGAGAUCGAGUUGUGAGUUAUUCUCUGGGCCGUAAGUUACCGACAGAUCAUGUCUGUGGGCAGCUGCUGUUCUGCUUUGAGCUCACCUCAUCUAUCCACCCAGAUGAUGAGGAGGUCUCUCUUGUCAUGGAGCUGGCCUGUACAGAGGGUGGAAAUGCAGCCGAAGAGAACCAUGCUGCUGCUGCCCCUGACGAUGAUACUAUGAGUGUGGGCCCUGACAUGACUGAUCUCCCCAUGGAUGCAGCUCCUGAUGCUGACACUCCCACGCACCAGAACAACCCUCCUACUGAGAGGGAGGAAGAAGAAACAACUGUUCAGAUGGAGCAGGGAACCGUGGAGGAGGACACAGUGAGGGAUGAAACCCCGACCUCUCAGGCUGAAGAGCAGCAGGAGGGCAGGAUUUUACCUGAACAGCAGGACAGAGGAGAUGAGGAGCAGAGUCGAGAGUCAGUUCCACAAACUGAAGAGGAGGUGGCAGUAGAAGAAAAAGAGGCUGAGGACAAAGCACAACAGGAUUCUGAACAUCCUACAGCAGCACCAAUGGAUGAUGACACUGCUGCUGUGAAGGAGAACCCUCCAUCCCAGGAAGUCCUGCAGGAUGUGAUGGAGGCAGGAGAAACAAGCUGUGCUCCUUGCUCCUGCCAGUCUCUCUUCACUAACUACAGCUCCCAUACUCCAUCACGACGUAAAACCCGCCCCUGCUCCCUCCCAGUGUCAGAGUUGGAGACGGUGAUUGCGUCGGCUUGCGGUGACCCAGAAACACCGAGAUCCCACUACAUCCGGAUUCACCAUCUCCUCCACAGCCUCCCAUCGGCCAGAGCUCCCAGCCAGGAGAAGGAGCCAAUGGGGGAAGAAGAAAGGAUGAGCAGUGGUGUGGACUCCAACGUCACAUCACCAACACUCAACACCUAUAAAGAAGAGUGGGGACAGAAUGGAGAGGAUACAAUCCAGUCUCCAUCUCAGGUGCCAGAGUCUCCUGGCCCCUAUUGCAGGCGCUCUCUGCCCCGCAGCCUCUCCAUUGAGCAUCUGUCUGAGCUCAACCAGCUCCUGGAAGGUGACAGAGGAAGAGGAGGUCUUCCGGAGGUGAGGAGGAUCUCUCCCUCUUGUCUAGAGAGUGAAGAGGGGGAUUCUAGUAAUGGAGGAGGAAGGAGAGUCUGUGGCAGCACACACAGGCCUCCAGGAGAACACGAGUGUGAAUUCUGCGACACUUCCUGCUACAGCACCUCCUGCUACAGCACCUCCUGUUAUAGCACAUCAUGCUACAGCAACUCAGGCUACGAGGCAAGGGGUCGCGUCUGCAGCCACACCCGCCUCUCCUCGGUGGACAGCAAUCGACUCUCUGGCAGCACCGUGUUCUCCUCUCAGGAGGAAGAUGAAGAUGAGGAGAGUGCCUUUGAGUCAGUGUCGGACAUUGUCCAAUCCGAUGGUCCGGAUAGAGGUGGGGCAGGAGGAGAGAGGAGGCUGGGCAGAUGGAAGGAGAACAGGAGAGGCGAGCAAGGGGAGCCAGUUGUACCAGGACCCAGUGACAAAAACAGCAUUGACUGGGAGGCCCGUGUUGACAGCCACGGCAGAGUUUUUUAUGUGGAUCACAUCAACAGGACCACUACCUGGCAGAGGCCGAGCCACAGUGGAAAGUGUAACCACGGGAUCUCCCGUUCAGGUUCCACUCAACAGAUGGAACAGCUCAACCGAAGAUAUCAGAACAUCCAGAGGACCAUGGCUACAGAAGAGGAUUCUGGGAGUCAGAGAUCAGACAGCGACUCUGAGCCUGCUCAGACAGGUCCUGUUUCUCCCAUCAAUCACCAGAAGGUGACCAAUCUCCUCCAGUCGCCUGCUGUCAAGUUCAUCACUCACCCUGAAUUCUUUACUGUGUUGCACAGUAACUAUGCAGCCUACCGUAUGUUCACCAGCAGCAGCUGUGUGAAGCACAUGAUACUGAAGGUGCGACGUGAUGCCAGGAACUUUGAGCGCUACCAGCAUAACAGGGACUUGGUGGUCUUCCUCAACAAGUUUGUAGACACGCAGCUGGAGUUGCCCAGAGGCUGGGAAAUCAAAACUGACCCUCAGGGAAAGUCUUUUUUUGUGGACCACAAUAGUCGAGCCACAACCUUCAUUGACCCUCGAAUCCCUCUGCAGAAUGGCCGGCUGCCAGGCCACCUCGCCCACAAGCAGCACCUGCAGAGACUACGCAGCUACAGCGCUGGGGAGGCGUCUGAAGUAUCCAGGAGUUGGGGGGCUUCUCUGAUGGCCCGGCCCAGAAACAGCCUGGUAGCAGCCAUACGGAGCCAGCAUCACACUGACCCACAACAGCUGACCUCUCUUUCUUACAAUGACAAGAUCGUGGGCUUUCUACGGCAGCCCAACAUAUUCGAUAUGUUGCAGGAGCGACAACCCAGCCUGAGCAGAAACCACACACUGAGAGAGAAGAUCCACUACAUCCGGACAGAAGGAAAUCAGGGUGUGGAAAAGCUGUCAUGUGAUGCAGACCUGGUCAUCCUCUUAAGUUUAUUUGAAGAGGAUAUCAUGUCCUACAUUCCGCCUCACCCCAUCCACCCCAGCUUCAGCUUCUCCCCUCGCUGCUCUCCGGCCUCCUCCCCACAGAACUCUCCAGGACUGCAAAGGGCCCGGGCCCCGGCUCCUUAUCGCAGAGACUUCGAAGCCAAACUGCGAAACUUCUACAGGAAGCUAGAAGCUAAAGGCUACGGCCAGGGUCCCGGCAAGAUCAAGCUGCUGAUCAGGAGAGAACAUCUGCUGGAGGGAACCUUUAACCAGGUGAUGGCUUACUCUCGCAAAGAGCUGCAGAGGAACAAACUCUACGUCACCUUCCUGGGGGAGGAGGGGUUAGACUACAGCGGCCCGUCCAGAGAGUUCUUCUUCCUUUUGUCUCAGGAGCUCUUUAAUCCCUACUACGGCCUGUUUGAAUACUCCGCUAAUGACACGUACACCGUGCAGAUCAGCCCCAUGUCUGCUUUCAUUGACAACCAUCUGGAAUGGUUCCGGUUCAGCGGUCGCAUUCUGGGCCUGGCUCUGAUCCACCAGUACCUGUUGGAUGCGUUCUUCACCAGACCCUUCUACAAGGCGCUCCUCAGACUAGCGACAGACCUGUCAGAUCUGGAGUACCUGGACGAGGAGUUCCACCAGUCUCUGCAGUGGAUGAAGGACAAUGACAUCACAGACAUCCUGGACCUCACCUUCACUGUUAAUGAGGAGGUUUUUGGUCAGGUCACGGAGCGCGAGCUGAAGUCAGGCGGCUCCCACCUGCAGGUAACUGAGAAGAACAAGAAGGAUUACAUAGAGCGAAUGGCUAAAUGGAGAGUGGAGAGAGGAGUGGUGCAACAGACUGAAGCACUGGUCAGAGGCUUCUACGAGGUGGUGGACUCCAGGCUGGUGUCAGUUUUUGAUGCCCGGGAGCUUGAGCUGGUCAUUGCUGGCACAGUGGAGAUUGACCUGAGCGACUGGAGGAACAACACGGAGUACAGAGGAGGUUACCAUGACGGCCACAUAGUGAUGCGCUGGUUCUGGGCGGCAGUGGAGAGGUUCACCAAUGAGCAGCGCCUGCGCCUGCUGCAGUUUGUCACAGGGACAUCCAGUGUUCCCUAUGAAGGCUUUGCAGCUCUAAGGGGGUCCAACGGCCUAAGACGCUUCUGCAUUGAGAAGUGGGGCAAAGUCACAUCACUACCCAGGGCUCACACCUGUUUUAACCGUCUCGACCUGCCUCCGUACCCUUCAUACAUCAUGCUCUAUGAGAAACUUCUGGUGGCUGUGGAGGAGACCAGUACGUUUGGCCUUGAGUGAUGCAGAAUAAUCAAACAUCUCUGGGC